This is a messenger RNA of Xenopus tropicalis (tropical clawed frog), 2843 nucleotides long. RefSeq lists its product as uncharacterized. Lineage: Eukaryota; Metazoa; Chordata; Amphibia; Anura; Pipidae. The transcript has 9 exons. Bases 310 to 1332 code for a protein of 340 amino acids. Gene Ontology annotation, cellular component: membrane. The record is from RefSeq and is a predicted model, not a curated record.
ACAAUUUCUUAUCUGGAAAGCCCCAGGUCUUGAGCAUUCUAUAUAACAGAUCCUAUAGCUGUAUUACACAUUCUUUUCAGGCAUAUAUAUACAGUAUAUUAUGUGAUUGUCCCAAAAUAUUUUUAUGUUUUGUUCUCUCUCCACAAAUCCUACAAAUCUCUCCAGGCAGAGCAGCAGCACUGCACAACACCAGAAUCCCGUUACACUGUGUGUACCUUUAAUUGGUUGAAAGUUUAGUCAUGUGACUGCACCUCUCUACGCGAUAAAGAACUUUCUAAAGUAUCUGCAGGCAGAAGAGAUAAGUGUACGAUGCGUCUACUGAUUCCUCUGCUCUCCGUCCUAUUAAUGUCACUCCGGCUCCUUGGGACAGCGGUAUAUCCUUCUGGCCAGAUAAAUAAACCACUUAACGACACUGCCACAUUUCACCAUGGUUUCGAGUUGGGCGCCAAAACAUUUUGCACCAUUUGGAUGACCAGCCAAGGCGAACCAAGAGAAGUAGCAGAAUACAGGAACGAUCAUUUCCAAGUAACCAACGAGCAGUUCCAGGCAAGCACCGUAUUCAUGAAAUCUACAUUAAAAAUCCAGAACCUGACAAUGAAUGACAGUGGGAUUUAUGAUAUAUCCUGCUGGUACGCUCCUAAUCCUGCCAAAAGGCGAAGGGUGUUUAAACUUACUGUUUAUGAACCAGUGCAACAGCCCGUUAUUAAAACAAAGUGCCAAUGUGGAUACAUCGACUGUAACUGCACUCUGCAUUGUCAGGAUCCAACAAACUCAUCCUCUGCCCACUGGGUUAUUUUACACAACUCAAAGCCUGUCAACAAUUCUGCCCACAAACGUACAAUCUGGACCCUGCUCGGGGAUACAUGUGGAAACAUUAAGUACAUGUGUGUGCUACAGAACCCGGCUGAUCAGAAAAAUGCUUCCGUUGGCUUCUGGCAACUCUGUUCUACUUCACGUUACAGUGAAUUCCUUUGCAUGUGUUGGGCUUAUCAAAAAGCAGUGAUAAUUGGGAUUAUGACUGUGAUUGUGGCUGUCGUGAGUAUCCUGGCUCGCUUCAUAUUCAAGAAAAUAAAAGAAGCCGUGUUAAGGAAGCUCCGUGGCUAUUUUCCAUCUUGGAGAACUGAAGUCGAUAACCAAAAUAAAGAAGGCAGACUGGGUGAUAUGGAAAUGACAUCUGUAAAGAGCAAGCUAAAGGAUAAUACCGUGUUAAGGAAGCUCCGUGGCUAUUUUCCAUCUUGGAGAACUGAAGUCGAUAACCAAAAUAAAGAAUGCAGAAUGGGUGAUAUGGAAAUGGCAUCUGUAAAGAGCCAGCUAUUGGAUAACACUGGCUGAUAUGAACACGAGUGAAGAAACAUGCACCUUUACUCCAAUGAGGGGAUCCUUAUGAGCAACAUGUUUUAGGCCAGUGAUCCUUAACAAUAAGGACCGGGGAAAUGAAAACAACAUGUUAAUGCUAUAAUAUAACGGUCAAGACUUCAAUGGACCCAUGUUCUAUCAAACUGGACUUGCUUGACUGACAGAUCCUUAAAAGGAAUCUGUUUUCCAAUGAACUUUAUUCAGGCUGUGGCCAAAGUUUCAUUGACUGAGCAUUGAUAUCUACUGAGAAGAGGAUUAUUCUUAUUUGUAGAUCUCCAUCUUCAGAUGAUGUUCAUCUUUUUUUUACUCUUGUCUUUAAUAUGGGGACUGAAAACCUGAGCAAACCUGUGCAACUGAGACAGACAUAGCUCCAUCUUUAUAAGAUUUAGUCGCUGAGUUGCACAUUCCUGUACAGAGUAUAAUGCACAUUAUCCCUGUACUCAUAAACGGUAUUAAUUUAUUGUGAUUAAUAUGAUUGAGGUCCAUGGAAAACACUGUUGAACUGGGGUGUGAAGUGCCCACAAAGGCUGCCACCUCAGGGACCACCCACCCUAGAGGACUCAAAGACGACCCCCACCCUUCCUCAUUGUGUUAUGUUAUGACAUUUUUAAAAUGCAAAUGCUAUCAUAUUUUGUUAGGGUUUUUUCAUUUUUUUCACUAAAUUUCACAUUUUUUAAAACCAUAAUUUUAAUGUAUGACUAUUAGCAAAAAAUACCACAAAAAAUGUGAAUUUUGAUAAAUAACCCACUAAGGGCCGCUGACACUCUGUCUGGAAAAGAAUGCUAUUGAGCUGAAAACCUCAGUCUAAAACUGAUAUUUCAGAAAACACUAAAAAUACAAAUUGAGGCAAACAGAAAAUCAAUUUUUGGGGUUUUGACCUCCUUUUUAAAAAUAUCUGUGAAAUUCAGAAAGAUGCUGUGUAUGACUUGGUAUUAACUACUCCUUACACCUCAUUCUACCAAUAAGAGUAUUGUAGCCCUGCCAGUUGCUAUAGAUUUGAAUUCAAACCUAUUUACAUUUGCUUCUCCACCAGAAAAAAUGAAAUGUUGGGAGAGAUGGGAGUCUAGAAAGCUUUUAUGUGUAGGAACAUUUGGCCUGGUCUCAGGAAAGGAGUUUUGUUACAAUGAUCUUGUUACAAUGAUUCCAAUUUGGACAGAGACUGUAAAGAUGUGAUCUCAAUGGAUAAAAGGUGGGUGCUCCCCCAAUUGUGUAAAUAGUUAGGGAUUUUGCAUGAGCAGCCUGAACGUUCCCACUGGGUUUAGAAAAGGGGGUAAUUACCGGGCAUUUGGGAGGGGUUGUAUGCCUCUCUGGUUGGGCAGUUCUCUAUGUAGAACAGAAGUGUACCCAUGUUGAUGUCUUGGUUGGACUCUAUAUAGGUUUAUGCCUAAAUGAUCUGUAGUUUAAAUUGGCUGCAAGACAAAGAUCAUUUUUUUUAUAUAUCUUUUAAUAAAAACUACAUGAAUUUUUAUUUCAAAAUAUCCUGGCAA